AUGGCAGCCCCUCAGUCCAGAGGCGCCCCUCAGUCCAGAGGCGCCCCUCAGUCCAGUGGCGCCCUCUACGAGGGUCUUCAGUCCGGAGCCCGCUGCGAGGGUCCACGUCCCGCACCAGAGCCGCCACCGCAGACAGAUGCCCACCCAGACCCUCCCCUAUGGACAGAAGCGCCCAGUCUAUCCACUUUUGGGGGGACCAACAACCUAAACAAGACAAACAAAGGUGACGCCCUGGCCAACCGGGUGCAGAACACUCUGGGGAACUACGAUGAGAUGAAGGAGCUCCUGACCAGCCACUCCAACCAGAGCCAUCUGGUGGGCAUCCCCAAGAACUUUGUUCCCCAGACCCCUGGCCCCAUGGAGAAGCAAGACCAGCCCAGCUUCUUAACCAAGGGAGGCCAGAGGGGGAGCAACAGGGUGGGCACAGGGAACCAUACAACCUCCAUGCCCCCUCCUCCCUCCUCUUCUUCUCUGACCAGCUCCAGCCUGCUGCACGGCCAUCAGAGCUCCAAGAAGUCCUGGUCCUCCGACUGGUCCCGGGGAGCCCACUGCAGCACCCAGGGGGGGGUGGGGGGCCCAUCCUGCAGCAGGGGGAAACACUCCUUCACCCAUGAGCAGCAGCAGCAGCCCCAAAGACAUGAGGAGCUGCUCAUCUCACAGGGCGAGGUAGUGGACCACAGGGGAGACUCCAGCAGCAGCCCCUCCUCCUCCUCCACCUCCACUCUCUCCAGGAGGCACGGGGGCGGGCAGCAGCAGACCCCUAAGGCCCCGUCAUCGACUGAGCAUGGCAGCUACAAGGACAGCAACACUCAUGUUAAGUCUCCCCUGGAGCAGGAGCCGGGCUCCCACGGGGCCAGUUCCCCAGUGGCCUCUACCUCCCUUUUGCCCAGUGGCCUCUCCACACCCACCUUCCCGCAGGGUCUGCUCGUCAAGCCCAGCGCCGUGCAGCAGCAGAAGCCUACGGCCUACGUGCGGCCCAUGGACGGCCAGGACCAGAUGCCCCUGGACUCCCCGGAGCUCAAGCCUCCUCUGGAGGUGGUGGACGUGGGCUACAGCAACCCAGCUUUUGGCAGCACCAUCACCAGCUCCAAGAGCAAGCUGCCCAAGCUGACCCCGACACAGACUGGGGAGGUCGGCCUGUCCAGUGACUCCAGCUGUGUGGAGGAGAUUCUACGGGAGAUGACCCACUCCUGGCCUCCUCCCCUGACUGCCAUCCACACUCCAGGCAAGGCUGAGCAGACCAAGUUCCCUAUUCCCUCCAAGGAGUCACAACACAUACCCUCAGGAUGCGCUGGACUAAAGCGGUGCAAUGUUCCCGUUAACAAGCCUGCAACCAAGUCUGUGCCACAGAAGUCAAUGCUUGAGGAUGACCUGAAGAUCAGCAGCGACGAGGAAGAUACUGAACAGCAGGCAGCUGAGAAGCCCAAGCCCAGAAGUACACCUCUCAGCAUCCCUGUGGCCACGUCUCGGACCAGUGACCCGGGCCACUCUAGUGGCGCCUCGGCCAGCUCCAGUGAAUCAGAGAGCAGCUCCGAGUCGGAUUCAGACAGUGAGAGCAGCUCCAGUGACAGCGAGUGUAACGGGGCCUCCCGGACCGCCACCCCAGAGCCUGAACUUCCAUCAACAAACAAAUGGCAGCUGGAUAAGUGGCUGAACAAAGUGACCCCACACAAUAAAGCACUUAUCAGUACCCAGUCAGAGAGAGAGAGCCAUGGGCUCUGCAGCUCCCAGCCUGACCACAGCCAGCAGGCACCUGGGAGCCAGGACCUGGCCCCAGGAAAGAGCAAGCCUGGGCCCACCGUCCUGCUGGCCCAGACCGACGCCAAGGAACGGGCCCUCCUCAGCCCCAUCCGAGAGAAGGCCAAGCCCAAGACUGGACCAAAGGUCUCAGAGGGCAAGAGUUCAAAGUCCCCAGCAGCGGUGGUGGUGGAGCCGGCCCCAGCCAGACGCAGCAUUGGAAAGAAGCAGCCAAAGAAAGUGGAGCGCUCAUCCAGCCUGGAAGAACACAGCUCCUGGUCCAAGCCCAUCAACCCCUCCAUCAGCACUACCCCUAAGGAGAAGGAGCCUCCGCCUCUUCUGGAGCCGCCCAAGUCCAGGACCAAGGGCACCAGUGGGAAAGCUGCCCCUAGGAAGGAACCUCGCACCACCACUACCACUACUACUACUCCAGCUCAUCCCCCAGCCCCAGUCUUGGACAAGAAGAAGCACAGGGGGCCCACCAGGACUCCCAAGUCCAAGGAGUUCAUCGAGACGGAGUCUUCGUCGUCUGAGUGCCACUCUGAACCAGAGGAUCUGAUCAAGGUCCCUAACCCUCCCUGCCCAGGUCCCAGCAGCCUGCAGACUCUCAAAGCAGCCAAUCUCCUGAGUGUCAGUAGCCUUACCAGCACCUGCAGCACUUCCAUCUCUAUCCCAGACCCUGGUGUGGUUGGGGGCUUACUGGAAGACCCCCUCUUGACCCCUGUCCCCAUCGUCCAGAACGAACUGUUGUCCCCUCUCAGGGACUUUGAGGACAUCAAGUCACUGUGGGUGAAGAUCGAGCUGAGCUUCCUGUCUAGAAUCCCAGGACAGGACCCCCCUGAGCCCCCUCCUGUGAAGGUUGAGCCCCAGGAACACUGGGAACCCAGCACCAAGCACAGACGCCAGUCCCCCGCCAGUCAACAGUCUACCCCUGUUGAGAAACCCCCAAGCAAGGCCAAGAGGAAACACAAGUCGGACCAUUGUAACGCUGUCGGCGGGAGCAAGAAGUUACGGUUGGAGAAAGACUCCAUGCUUCUUCCCCCGUGCAUCUCACCCAUUCACAACCACAAGAACAUUAGCACAAAAGACUCUCUGAGGAAACAGCCCAGGAAGAGAGAGCUGCUGCCUCCCCUGCUGUCGCCUCUCUCUGACGAGCCUCCCUCCCGCCAGCGCAGGACCAGCGAGUGUUCUUCCUUCAGCCAGGAGGGCGGCGCUAGCGGCGCCUUAUUACUACCCGCCCUCAGCUGCUCUCUGCCCCCCUUCUCCUCCUCCUCAUCCUCCUCUUCCUCACACAAGCACCACAGCAAAGGAGAGAGCAAAUUCUUCUCACAUUCCAAGACAAGCAGUGAGGAAGAUACCCACAGCAAACCAUCUGGCAGUUUCCAUGGUAACGGUCAGUCUGAUUCCGACCUUUGGUCCAACCCCUCAUCUCUGUCCAUGGACCACAUGGAGCCAAGAAGACAGCUAACGCUCAAUAACAAAGUUCACACUGCAGACUACUACAUGCAGGAAGCCAAGAAACUGAAGCACAAAGCAGAUGCACUGAUGGAGAAGUAUGGCAAAGCUGUUAACUACGCUGAUGGGGCGCUGUCGUUCAUAGAAUGUGGCAACGCCAUGGAACGGGACCCACUGGAGGCCAAGUCUCCAUACACUAUGUACUCUGAGACAGUUGAACUCAUCAGAUAUGCCAUGAGGUUAAAGAACUUUACAAGUCACUCAGCAGCAACAGUAGCCGAGAAGAAAUUAGCUGUAUUGUGCAAUCGCUGUUUAUCCCUCCUGUACUUGAGAAUGUUCAAACUAAAGAAGGACCAUGCAGUAAAGUAUUCCCGUUCCCUGAUGGAGUAUUUCAAGAACUCGGCUAAAAGUUCCCAAGUACCUUCGCCAUGGGGAGCCAAUGGAAAGAACACAGGCACCCCAUCGCCCCUGUCUCUGAGUCUCUCCCCAGUCAGUUGGGGCAGCAGCAGUACAGGCACUGCGGGCUCCGGGGCCUCCGGCAACGUGGCCAUCCCCCAGCGCAUUCACCAGAUGGCCGCCAGCCACGUCAACAUUACCAACAACAUUCUCCGGAGCUACGAGCACUGGGACACAGCAGAAAAGUUGGCCACAGAGAGCCAAGAGUUCUUUCAGGAGCUGGACUCAAUGAUGGAACCGUUGAGCCAACACAGCAGCAUGGUAGAACUUGUGCGUUACAUACGUCAAGGACUGCACUGGCUACGGAUAGAGGCCCACUUGUUAUAGUGCUGCGGGAACUGGAACUAAACUGUCUGCCACUCUGUCUGUCUGUCUCACACCUCCAUCACUACCUCUACCAGCCAGCAACGCCCACCAUCCCCCAGUCUCCAGCCAUCUGAUAACACCCCAAUGGACCCCCACCUCACUGCCAGCCAGAAAGUCCCGCCCCAUGUCACCUCUCUGAGGUCAGAGGUCAUCAUUUGCUCUACUACACAGUCUGUCUCUCUGCUCCCUCUGUACAAGGUUGACAUGUCCAAUGGAUGUGGGGGGGGGGAAGUGAAGUCCCACUAUCCAAGCCCCAGAGCCAAUGAGAGGGAAGUCCCACUAUCCAAGCCCCAAAGCCAAUGAGAGGGAAGUCCCACUAUCCAAGCCCCAGAGCCAAUGAGAGGGAAGUCCCACCUAAGACCUGUGGAGUGUCUCCAAAGCGUGCCACUAGAGGAGAAGGAUCUGUGCUGUUUUGCUGGUUUUCUGCCCGACAGAGCCCCGUGAUUUCCCUGUUGUUUGUUUUGAUCAGACCACCCCUGAGGGCCUCUUAGAACACUGGGAGCGUUGUUCAGUUCACACCUCCAUUCCAACAGGAAUAUGGAUCAGGAAUUUAUAAGUGCUUUCAACUCUUCACAUGUUUAGUUUUUGUCAAUGCCUUGAUGAACUGACUGACAGAAGCCAGUUGAAUAAGUGUCUCUCUCUACUACUAUCUGACCAUUGAUUUAUGGUCCUCAAGACCUCCGUCUCAUGUCAGAUAAUACAUACAGCAACAGUUAGCCUUUAGUACCAUUGGAACAACAAAUCAUUCAAAAUGAUUCGAUUACUGGUUGCUUAUUGGAAAUGAACAAUGAAUAAUCUAAUUAAAUCUGCCAACACAAGCAAUUUCUCUGGUUUUGAGGGAUUUGCAUAAUAACAUUGUGUCUACUACAGCAGAUGAGGAUUGUGUCUUUCAGCCCCAGAGGUUGGUGGUGUCUUUGUGUUUGUUUGGUUAACUACAAUAAUGAGAGGCCGGAUUUAUUCCAAACCAGCACACAUUUUCCAUGGGUCUAAGGCAACGGGGAAGACAUGAAGUGUUACACCACCUGAGACUGUGUUCAAAGGUCUAAUGCAGCCAUUGUUAUCACAAUAUCAAAUCAUUUCUAGAUAGCAAUGAAGCACUUUACUGUUAUUGUUUUCAAUUUAAAUGGUCAAAAAUAAGUUAAAAUAGCUCCUUAGCAAAUAGUAAUUUCUCUUUCUUAUUGGUCUAUUAACUAAUUUACCAUCUGGUGACCUCACCAUGGAAGGCCAAAACUCCAUCCCACCAAAACAGGCUGAAAGAGCAUUAUUAUAAUUCUUACAUUUUCAAAGUAUUUUUCCAACCUCAUAGUGUGGAAAUAUAUAUAAAACACCAGAAAAUCACAUUUUGACUGCACUGGGCCUUUAAAUAAAUAUGAAUCAUCCAUUCACUGUUAUAACACCACCACAAACAGUAAACACCAGAAUGAGUCCAUUAGCACUUCAGAAGAUAUGUACAUGAUCUUUUCAUUGUCUAUGAUGACUGCUGUAUAUCACAAUGUUGGUUCAGUUGUCCACAGAGAGGUGUAGACUGUUGAAGAAUGAUCCAUAGGGACACUUCUUAUGUGUUCUGUGCAUAGUUGUACAUUUGUAUAUUUAAACGUAGCUUGAUGGAGAUACGCCGCCUGUAUGAGAUACAGGCAGUUGUCCUAAGGAGGAAAUAUGAUGGUUGUUUUGUUUUUGGUCUUUAUGUCGAUGUGAUGUGAGAGAAUGAACUGUAGGGAAGUGUGUGUGUUGCACUGUGCAGAGAUGAUUUUGGGGAUGGAUUCUCUAUUGCUGGGUGUCCGUGCCCCUCUCUCUCUCUCUCUCUCUCUCUCUCUCUCUUUCUCUCUCUCUCUCUCUAGCACAGCCCAUACAGUUUAUUGGAGUAGACCAUAUCUCUAAUGUUAAAUGUGUAUGAGAGACAAUGAGGAUGUGUGUGAAGUGUGAUUUUCACUAUGAUAAAACAAAGUGCCUCCGUACCCAGUGGAAAUGAUUAAGAGUCUAUAUUUAAGAACAAGAAUGAAUCUAAAGGGUUUUUCCAUACCAUGUUGGUAUAUUAGAUUUUUUCAUAAAACCACAAUUUAUUCAUGUACUUUUUACUGGCAAUUAUGACACUAGGUUUGGCUUUAAAAUUGCAAAUGUGUGACUUACAUGUAUCAAAUUUCUAACUCCGGUACUGUUUUGAGGAUAGUGAAUGGGAUUUUCAGAAACGCUUAAACAUGAAAGUGCUUAACGUGACUUACUGUAAUUACCUAUAAUCAAUAGGUUAACACGUCAAGCCAUUUACAGCAAUAGCUGGAUGAUAGCACUAAUUGUGUUCAUUAUAUUGUUACUAAGAACUGAGAAAUGCUCUUAAUUCACAUUCAGUGUUUCUGACAUUUAGAAGUAAGAAUGGUGAUCCUAUAAUUGAUUUUAGGUCAUUAAGCUAAUUAAGCGUUAUGGAAUUUCCUAAGAAAAGACUGAACAAAUUACAGACAAAACAAUACGUUAAACUGGAUUUUAAAAAUCACUUAAUGUUGAUCCAUUAACUGUCUUAUUUAGGGUUCAUGUCAUUCAGUGUUGUUUUAUGGAUCAGUGCAGUAGCCUACAUGCAAAUCAUAACUGUGCUCAGUCAAUUCCAAAUCUAUUUUAUAGAUGUAGGAUACAACACCAUGUGGUAAAUAGCAAUAUUUACACCAGUCCUACUGUAACGAAAUGGAUAGAAAAAUCUGAAAGAAAACCUAACAACUUAACUUCUUUGUACAGUAUCUGAAGGUCAUUUUUCAUUUAGCCUUUUGUGACAACUUGUGAUCUCAUAACUACCAGUCAGAGUUGAGGAAAAUGAAGUGUGUGCAUUAUUUUUUUAUGCAAAUGAUCACAUUUUCUUCUCCAGUCCAAAGUAGCCAACUGUCUUUGCCUUUAUGAGGAAAACAGUUUGUACAUUUCCAGUGGUUUUUCCCAGCUGUUCCUGUUAGAGACAGGCCAUUCUGUCAGGGAAAUCUGGGGCCCUUUGGCAGCUCGUCAACAGCACAAAGUAGCACUGGUAUCCUGUUCCCUCUCUCUCUCUCUCUCUCUCUCUCUCUCUCUCUCUCUCUCUCUCACACUCUCUCUCUCUCUCUCUCUCUCUCUCUCUCUGUCUCUCUCCCAGUCUCUCUCUCCCAGUCUCUCUUUCUCUCCCCCUCUCUCUUUCUCUCUCCCUCUAUCUCCCUCUCUCUCUCCCUCUCUCACUCUCUCUUUCUCUCU
Messenger RNA from Oncorhynchus masou masou (cherry salmon), 7212 nucleotides. It is a transcript of the gene aff2, whose product is annotated as AF4/FMR2 family, member 2. NCBI's taxonomy places the organism in Eukaryota, Metazoa, Chordata, Actinopteri, Salmoniformes, Salmonidae. Gene Ontology annotation, cellular component: nuclear speck; nucleus. Gene Ontology annotation, molecular function: G-quadruplex RNA binding. The record is from RefSeq and is a predicted model, not a curated record. Gene Ontology annotation, biological process: regulation of RNA splicing.